Gastrolobium bilobum is the source of this 1599-nucleotide messenger RNA. RefSeq names its product phospholipase A1-Ibeta2, chloroplastic-like. The record is from RefSeq and is a predicted model, not a curated record. The coding region runs from base 1 to 1599 and encodes 532 amino acids. Gene Ontology annotation, biological process: lipid metabolic process. The transcript has a single exon. Gene Ontology annotation, molecular function: glycerophospholipase activity. NCBI's taxonomy places the organism in Eukaryota, Viridiplantae, Streptophyta, Magnoliopsida, Fabales, Fabaceae.
AUGAUGCAGAUAAGCUCAACCCUACCCGCAAACAACCUUCACAUGUUCCAAACAAGACGCGCCAGCUUCAGAUGCCGAGCCUCACCCUUGAACCCAUUCCCAACCUCCACCACCGAGUCCACACGGUUGCACCUCGCUAACCUCGACAAACUCCUCCUCAAACAAUCGCCGGAACCUCCCACUCAACAACAACAACAACCAAUUCAAAAUAACAAUGACGAAAGCCAUGACUUAACAACAACAACAACAACAACAACAACAACGGAAAAGAAAGGAAAGAACGUUCUGGAAGGUCUAAACCUUGCGAGGAUGUGGUCGGACAUGAAAGCCACCGAGGAAAUGUCACCGCGCCACCUCAACCGCCUUCAGCGUUUGCUCUCCAAGACGGCGGAGUACUCGCCGCGAAACGCCCUCGGAAGCCGGUGGAGGGAAUACCACGGCAGCAAAGACUGGAAAGGCAUGCUCGACCCUCUCGACGAGAAUCUUCGGCGAGAGGUGGUGCGCUACGGCGAGUUCGUCCAAGCCGCGUACAAUUCCUUUCACUCCAACCCUGCCAUGUCAGCAGAGGAGCCUCCGUUUCCUCGCCACGUGGCGUUGCAGGACAGGUCAUACAGAGUAACAAAAAGCCUCUACGCCACGUCAUCAAUCGGGUUGCCCAAAUGGGUCGACGAAGUUGCCCCGGAUCUUGGAUGGAUGACCCAAAGGUCAAGUUGGAUGGGAUACGUCGCCGUUUGCGACGAUUGGAGGGAGAUCGCGCGUUUGGGUCGGAGGGACAUUGUUAUCUCUCUCCGCGGGACCGCCACGUGUCUUGAAUGGGCGGAGAAUAUGAGAGCGCACUUAAUCGAAGUAACCGAUGACACAAAAGCCCAAGAAAAGUCCAAGCCCAAGCCCAAAGUAGAGUGCGGGUUCUUGAGCCUGUACAAGACAAGAGGAGCUCACGUGCCGAGCCUGGCUGAGUCCGUGAUCGAAGAGGUGAAGCGGCUCAUGGAAGUGUACAAAGGUGAGACCCUAAGCAUAACGGUCACAGGACACAGCCUCGGUGCGGCACUGGCGUUGUUGGUGGCUGAUGAGAUCAGCACUUGUAGCCCAGAAGUACCACCAGUGGCUGUUUUUUCCUUUGGUGGGCCCAGGGUGGGUAACAAGGCCUUUGGGGAUAAAGUCAUGGCCCAAAAUGUGAAAGUGUUGAGAAUAGUGAAUUCCCAAGAUUUGAUCACAAGGGUUCCUGGGAUGUUGGUGAGUGAAGAGGUUGAGCAAAAAUUAAGGACCUCCAAAGUUGGUGGUGCUGUCCUUGACAGGCUGGAUGAGUACUCGCACGUGGGGACAGAACUACGUGUGGAUACGAAGAUGUCGCCAUAUUUGAAACCGGAUGCUGACAUGGCAUGUUGUCAUGACUUGGAGGCUUACCUACACUUAGUGGAUGGGUUCUUGGCCUCUAAUUGUCCAUUUAGAGCCAAUGCAAAGAGAAGCUUGGCUAAAUUAAUGCAAUACCAAAGCUCUAAUGUAAAAAAAUUAUAUACUAACAAGGCUAAAUCCUUGAGUGUGAAUCUUCAAAGACAGGGAUCAUUCUCUAUCUCUGGUUAUUUGCCCAGUCCAUCUUAA